Molecule: messenger RNA, 1944 nt
Organism: Lachnellula hyalina
Lineage: Eukaryota; Fungi; Ascomycota; Leotiomycetes; Helotiales; Lachnaceae
Exons: 4
Coding region: 1-1944 (647 amino acids)
Source: RefSeq, a predicted model, not a curated record
AUGACCUACACAGUUAAUCGGUAUCUCUUUCAGGAUCCUGAUGUGGAGGAAGGCCAGGAGUUCCAAGGCAAGGAGCCCCAAAGCACAUGGCAACAUUUCAAAGCAGCACUCUGGUGGUGUGACAGAAAUAGAUACUCGGGCGCAUUAAUCUUCAACUUUGGAGCAUUUCUCCUCCCAGCUCUUUACGAGACUAUUAGCAAGUCAUGGGUCGCCGCAAUCAAUCCCUCAGAAGUUGUCAUAACCGAUGUCUACGUUUAUAUCAUCGCGCUAGCCAGUGUUCUCAACGACGGUCUCCCCAGGGCCGCGUGGAGCCUCAUCGGUGACAAUAAGACUCGGACUAUUCAAUCGCGGAUCAGUUUGAGCUAUACUCUCAUUUUAGUCCAGGUCUUUUUCGGCUCACUUCUCUGUCUAGUCUUAAUUGUUAUGGCUAAUCAACUAGCUGAUACCUUCGUCAAAAACGCAGAUAGAAAGACUGCGGUCACUUAUGUGCGGAUAUCGUCUGUUGCGGCAUUGUCUUCUGCAAUGGAGACUGCCGUCUCCAACUCAACUCGUGCUCUUGAUCGCCCAGAUGUCCCUUUUUUACUCAACCUGAUUAAAUUCAUCAUCACUGGAAUAUUGGACGCGAUCAUUAUUUCAAGGGCUCGGGCAGGAGACCACACUUCUGUCACCAACCACGCACUCGUCCGAAUGACAUGUAACUUGGUAUCUGCAGCGUGUGGAUUGGGGUAUUUCAGGUGGAUUGUGCGCAGAAUGAAAUUUCCAUUGAAAGAACAAGAUGACGCAUUAUCACAAGCUCGACCCUGUCUUGCAGCAUUGAUACUUCUGGUAAGACAUGGUAUCUGGACUUUCGGAGAAUCAAUGGUUCGAAAUUCGCUUUACCUCUGGCUGGUGCACAGUAUCAUCAGGAUAGGUAAGGACUACGCAAUAGCGUGGGGGGUCUUCAACACUAUGCGAGGGGGGCUGUUGAUGGUUCCUUUGCAAGCACUAGAAGCGUCGACGUUAACAUUCAUCGGUCAUGCUUGGGGAGUGUGGAGGAGCAAGUCCUUAAAAAGUCAGACUGAGGCUGAGGCUGGUCUUGGGGAGGGCAAGACUACCCCAAUUGAAAAGCCACCCAACAAACCUGAGGCCGAAUUGAAGGACAUAUUUUAUGUUAUCAAUGCCGCUUGGGCAUCGUGCAGCACUGGCUUUGCAGUUGAAAUUUUCCUUUUCUUCCUCUUCUUCUGGGCCGCAAAAGAUUAUGCGUUCUACCUUUCCGAGUCUCACUCCGUGGCAGAGAUAGUGCAGAACAUGUGGAGAACAAUGGACUGGUGCUACAUUUUCUACGGUAUAUCUUCCCAGCUUGCUGCAAUCCUCAUCGCAACUUCUCCCCGCUUCUUCUUCGCACAAAGCCUGGUCGCAAACAUACUCUGGAUGCUUCCUUGGGCCAUAGUUUGCUCAAAAAUCACCAUGUCAGAAGACAACGCGUGGACUUAUCACGGCAUUGCCGUUGGUGGAUCGUUACUAGCCAACUUCGUUACAGUAUUAAUGACUUGCGUGCUUUGGGCUUGGAUGCUAACUAGGGGAUGGGUGAGCUUGCUUCCUGUGACAAGAGAUGUCGAAGACGAGGAAGCAAAGAAGACAACCAGAAUGGAACAAGAACAAGCAAGAAAACAAAAGAAAACCGAUAAGGAGACUGCUAGAGAAGUCAAACGAGAAGCAAGGAGAACCGCUAAGUAUGGCAAUGAUGCUAAAAAUAUUCGAGCUGUUCAGAGUAAUCCUACCACAACCCUAGAGCCGCCAAGUAACCGCUCCUGGGACGAAGUGGGAGUCAAUAUGGAGGGAACGUCACACCCCGAGCCAGCGAUAUCUGAGACCGAAACAUCCGAACCAGAGGUUUCCGACCUAGGAACUCUCCAUUCAGAGGCAUCCAGAUCACAGACCCACGUGUCAAAACCACCCUGGUGA